Caenorhabditis briggsae is the source of this 798-nucleotide messenger RNA. It is a transcript of the gene Cbr-srh-45, whose product is annotated as Protein CBR-SRH-45. NCBI's taxonomy places the organism in Eukaryota, Metazoa, Nematoda, Chromadorea, Rhabditida, Rhabditidae. The transcript is spliced from 3 exons. The coding region runs from base 1 to 798 and encodes 265 amino acids. The record is from RefSeq and is a predicted model, not a curated record.
AUGAUGCCCUUUGUUUAUUUUCCAGCAUGUGCUGGGUUUACUGUUGGAUUACUUCAGUCACUGAAUGUUUCAACAGAAAUACAAGGAUUCAUUGGUAUCGGUUGUUUGGGAAUGCUCGCCCUCUCUCUGCCCAUUCUAUUCGAAAACCGUCAACGCUAUUUGGUGGACAAUUAUAAAAUUACUCGACCUAUCUCAAGAGUCCUAUUUUAUUCUCUCAAUGUUCUAUUCGUGCCAUCAUCUCUUUUUGGGGUAUUUUCAAUCAUUCCAGAGCAAACAUCGGCUCGUCAGAUUAUUCUUCAAAUUCUUCCAUGUCCAACUGAGAAUUAUUUCUUCCAUUCUGUAUUUGUACUCAGCUUAAAUCAUACAAUAAUAAUCAUCUACUUGAGUGUGCUAUCAGCGGUCACUAUUAUCCAAAUAUUAUUUUUCGGAGGGCAUUCCUUAACAUAUCUGAAAACAGACUCAAAAAACAUAUCUGCCUCAACUCGAAGGCUUCAGAAAAGGUUCUUCCUGGUGAUUAGUGUUCAGUUGGUCCUACCAUGUAUUAUUCUUCUGGUUCCCGUGGUAUAUUUCAUGUUCUCAAUGAUAAGCGGGUAUUAUAACCAAGCGUUGAACAAUAUCAGUUUUGUAACCAUGACACUAUACGGAGCUACAGCAACUCUAACAAUGCUCUUCCUUCAUAAUCCAUACAAAAAAUUUGUGUUUAGUGUGUUCCCCGCCCGUGAAAAAACGAAUGUGGUGAAACCACGGAAAUGGGUUCGUCGAAAUGCGGUGUCAGUUACAACACCGGUCUCGUUCUGA